Messenger RNA from Dermacentor albipictus, 1801 nucleotides. RefSeq lists its product as uncharacterized. NCBI's taxonomy places the organism in Eukaryota, Metazoa, Arthropoda, Arachnida, Ixodida, Ixodidae. The record is from RefSeq and is a predicted model, not a curated record.
UCAUUAUCAACCGUAGCGCGAAGGCUCGUGCUCGCGUUCCACACCGGCACCAGCAGCCGCAGGCCGUCGUCUCACCGAUGGAGCUCGGCGAUGGUCGCCAAAGGCCUACGAAGUAGGCAGCUGCCGCGGGCCCUCUCCCGGUGACGUAUGUGAUCUAAAUUCUGCUCGGGUGCGAAAUUCUGUGACGGGUGCGCUCCUGCCCGGCUGAUAGUGAACAGUCACCCCCGCACCCGCCGCCAGAGAAGAGCCGCCUCUCGGGCAGUCCACGACGUAGCACCGACAGCAGCAGAAUCAUCAUGGCCGGCAGGAGCGUUCGCGUCAUCACGCUGGGCGACCCCAACGACGUGGUCUGCAUGGACGAAGGCGUGCGCGUGUUCGCGGUCGACCCCUCGGCGCAGCAGUCGCAGAUGGUGACCCGCCAGUCGUCGCUCACCAAGGUCUACUGCGGCCCCGUGGAGACCAUCGGCAUGCCCGCGCCCCCGAAGAUCAAGGGGUCGCGCCUGGACUGGCGCAUCACGCCCGAGGGAGGCCUCGAGGUGACCGUGGGCCGACCGCUCAGCCAGGAGGAGGAAGAGAAGCGGCGUGACCGCGGCAAGGAAGGCCAGGACGACAAGGACAAGGACAAAGACAAGGACAAGGACAAGGACAAGGACAAGGGCGCCGCAAAGCCCGCCGCCGCCUCGGGCUCCGGCACCAAGCUGGCCAGUGUGGCCAGCAUGAAGAGCGGGAUUUGCGACCCGCUCUCGCUGCUGGCGAACAAGCGGCUGCCCAUCUGCUUCGAGACGACGCUCGGCCAGGAGACGGCGCCGGGUCUGACGUCGGUCACCGUCAUCAACGAGCAGCCCGGAAAUCCGGUCGUGGUACAGCCGCGGCCCGCGCCUGUGCCGUCGAGCAGAGGGUGUGCCCCUGGCGGUGUGCAGGUCAUCUGCAGCAGCGACAGCUACGGCGGCUACCAGCAACCCAUUGUCACGACCUGCAGCGGUGCCGGCGGCGGCGGCAGCUUCACCGGCGUUCGCAUCCUGAAUGACUCGUCUUCCUCGAUGGGUCGGCGCUGCGAGCAGCUGCUUCCCGAGCCGUGUCCCGCGAUGCAAACGGUGCACAUCAUGGACGACGCCAUGGCGAGCCGUCGCAGCUCGUCCCGCGUGGUGCACAUCUUCGAGGACCCGCCCGGGCCUUCGCGGUCGAUGAGAGGAUCGUCGCGCGACCGACAGGUCGCCACGCGCGUGGUGCACAUCGAGGAGGACUGUCCCGACUUGUACUAAACUCUCGGAUGUUUCGCCGCCGCCGUCUGCCAUUUGUCCCUCACAGCCGCAGAACAAAAGUUUUGGCCGAGGAUACAAGGGCUUAGACGCGCUGUUCGGCGUGCGAACCUUAUUGGGACGGUAGCGAAAUCGUGAGGCUGUGUUAUCCUGGGCGCAGAUGGCAGAUCCUGGAUGAUCUGUAAGCGAGAUUGACGGCCAAGCUGCGGAAAGCCUGUCCGAUGUCGUGGCUUAGACCCACGUGUGAACACUUCGAAAACGGGCUCUGCCUCCAAAAACAAAAUAUGGAUGCUCAUGCAUCAUUGAAAGCGGGGAAACGGGACGCUGUGGUCCGGAAUGCUUAGCUGUGUUAGUGACGCGUCUUUCAGGAACUGCUGCAAAAGCAUUGGGUUGGCUUCUAUCCCACGUCACUGUUAUCUCGCUGCAGCGCUUGCAAGCAAACAAGACGCAAAAAAAACGAAUAAAAUGGGCAUGAGAAGGCGUUCAGUGUUGGACUUGGGAAUGUGUAACACCACCAUUAAAAUAUUUUUUGUGGUGUAGUA